AUUUAAACUUCCUUUAUGUUUUAUUUAAGUUAAAGUAGAUACCUAUACAAUUCAAACACAUUAAAAAGGUAUGUAUGAUGAGUUUCAACAAGAGUUUGGCGGUGGACAGCUACAGCAACAGCAACAUGGCGCAGGAGGACAAGGUGUGCAACAAGGGGCCGGACCGACCAUUGGCACGUAGUAAAGGAUCGAAGGGGCACAGGGCUGCGCUAGGGGGGCGAUAGGCACUGCAGGCGGCGGGGUACAAGGUACGCAGGCUACGCCUCUCAUCGACGGACAACAAUCUGCCAUUGUAUAUUUGUACUUGUUUUUUCACGGAGAAUUUUGAAGAUUUUAGCCGAGACUAGAAGAUUUUUUGUGGAGUUAUUUAUUUGGUGAAGUUUUUCUGUGAAGUUUAUUUCUGGUUACCUAGAACGACGUGCGAUU
Molecule: messenger RNA, 426 nt
Organism: Ceutorhynchus assimilis (cabbage seed weevil)
Lineage: Eukaryota; Metazoa; Arthropoda; Insecta; Coleoptera; Curculionidae
Source: the annotation of a GenBank genome assembly